CUCUUGGUCUCCUCAUCUUGUAAUUUUCAUGUAAGAAGAGACCCCUACAACCUCGAACAAAAAUGGCGGAAGCGGCACAGAAGAAGAUGUUUGUUCCUCUCGAGAACAAUCCCGAGGUGAUGACCAACCUAGUCCACGAACUCGGCCUGUCCCAGUCCCUGCAAUUCCACGAUGUGUACUCCCUCACCGAACCCUCCUUACUGGACUUUCUCCCCCGCCCGGCCAUCGCCCUGCUCCUCGUCUUCCCGGUUACCAGCACGUACGAGAAAUUCCGAUCUGAAGAGGACUCGUCGCGCGAGGACUACACCGGGUCCGGCGACCAAGAGCCCGUGGUCUGGUUCAAACAGACGAUCGGCAACGCGUGUGGCUUGAUCGGCUUACUACAUGCCAUCACCAACGGCGAGGCACGGUCCAACAUUGUCGAGGGCAGCGAUCUGGAGAAACUGCUCAAAGAAGCCAUUCCGCUGAAGCCAGCCGCACGUGCAGACCUCCUCUACAACAGCCCCACGCUCGAAGCCGCGCAUGCAACCGCCGCAGCCAAGGGCGACACUGAAGCCCCGGAAGCCGAAGCGAACGUGGACCUCCACUUUGUCGCGUUCAUCAAGGACAAAGAUGGAUACCUGUGGGAGAUGGAUGGGUCGAGAAAGGGACCUCUGAAGAGAGGCUUCUUGGGUCCCGAGGAUGAUGUGUUGAGCGAAAAGGGCCAGGAGCUGGGAGUCAGGGCGUUCUUGAAGAGGGAGGAACAGGCAGGCGGUGGGGAGCUGAGGUUCAGUGUCCUCAUGCUAGGACCGAGUUUUGAAUGACCUCGACGACUACCGGCGCAUGCCGUCGUUGUCCGGGGAGGAAUAAUUCUUGAGUACGACCGUGGCUUGAUUCUGCAGCAUAUGCAGGUGUUGCGCAUUAGUUGGCUGGGACAACAGGAACUUACGGAUUCAGAGGACAGGACAGGGAUGACAUAGGCUUGCCAACAGGCAUCAAACGACUUUCAUGACGGUGAGACGAUGCAGUCAGCCUGAUUUGGCUCGACCCAGUUGAGUGCAUACAUUUUGCUUGGACCACUGGAUUCUGGGGCUGCGUCCAGCUUCAAGAUGUCCUUGAACUUAACUUGGCUCGUUCUUCUGCUUUAUACUCUCAUUAUAGCCCUGCCGUCCUUGUACAUCCGCAGCGUGCUCAUAAAUCGGCUUCGGCGCCGCC
Molecule: messenger RNA, 1194 nt
Organism: Cladophialophora immunda
Lineage: Eukaryota; Fungi; Ascomycota; Eurotiomycetes; Chaetothyriales; Herpotrichiellaceae
Exons: 2
Coding region: 63-803 (246 amino acids)
Biological process (GO): protein deubiquitination; ubiquitin-dependent protein catabolic process
Cellular component (GO): cytoplasm
Molecular function (GO): cysteine-type deubiquitinase activity
Source: RefSeq, a predicted model, not a curated record